AUGAGUGAGAAGGAACACCUUUCCGUGGUGUUUGCUGGUCAUGUCGACAGCGGUAAGAGCACCACGGUGGGCCGCUUGAUCUUCGAGCUGGGUGGUCUUCCUGAACGUGAGAUGGAGAAGCUGAAGGCCGAGGCUGAAAGGUUGGGGAAGGGGACUUUCGCGUUCGCCUUUUACCUGGACCGCCAGAAAGAGGAGCGAGAGCGGGGCGUGACCAUCUCGUGCACCGGCAAGGAGUUCUUCACCGAGAAGUUUCACUACACCGUCAUCGACGCCCCUGGCCACCGGGACUUCAUCAAGAACCUCGUGAAAGGCUCUUCCAUCGCAGAUGCGGCAAUCCUCAUCGUGCCAGCCGACGGCAACUUCACCACCGCCAUUGCAAGGGGCGACCCCAGGACUGGUGAGGUGCAGGGCCAGACCCGCCAUCACGCUCGUUUGCUUAACCUCAUUGGCGUGAAGCAGCUUUGCAUCUGCGUGAACAAGAUGGACUCCGACACCGCCGGCUACGGCCAGGCCAGGUAUGAGGAGAUCUCCGUCGAGAUGAAGCGCAUGCUGACGAGGGUGGGCUGGAAGAGGCCCUUUGUUGAUAAAGGCGUUCCAGUGAUUCCGCUCUCAGGCUGGAAGGGUGACAACUUGAUUGCAAAGUCUGGGAACAUGGGAUGGUGGAAUGGUCAAGAUGUGAUGCGUGGGAAGGAGAAGCUUCACGUGGAGACCCUCUACGAAGUGCUUGACAAGUUCUUCAACGUUCCUGCACGCAACGAGAAGGCACCCAUGCGCCUGCCCGUCGAGCACGUCUUCCAGAUCAAGGGCGUGGGUUCGGUAAUUUCUGGACGAGUUGAGCAAGGAGUUGUGAAACCCGGUGAGGACGUGGUCUUUCUUCCCUCCGGGGCCUCUGGCAAAGUCUUCACCGUGGAGAUGCACCAUUCGAGGGCCGAGGCGGGAAACCCAGGUGAUGUGAUUGGCGUGAACGUCAAGGGCCUGGAGAAGAGCAAUAUGCCCAGAGCCGGAGACGUCAUGAUCUACAAGAGUGACACCACCCUAAAAGUGGUGAGAGAAUUCGAGGCCCAGGUCCAGACGCUGGAUCUGCCCGGAAAGGACCAGGGAGCCAAGAAGCCGGGCUGGGCCCCAAUUGGCAUUGUGAGGACUGGCCAGGCGCCGUGCUCCCUGAAGGCAAUCACGUGGAAGAUGGGCAAGGAGACCAACGGGAAGAAGGCGGAGAGCCCGGCUGAUGUGAAGGCCGGCCAGGUGGCGCAGUGCACCUUCUCGCUCAAGAAGCCCAUGGUCAUCGACACCUUCAAGAACUGCGAGGGCCUGUCCCGCAUCGCCUUCUUCGAGGCCAACAACGUCAUGAUGCUGGGCAAGGUUGUCAGCGUCGGAGACCAGUCUGGCGCGGAGGUCAUGGCUGCCUUCAAGAAGUUUGACAAGGAUGGCAACGGCCGUAUCAGCAAAGCAGAGCUGUCGACCGUCCUCAAGAAGCUGAACCCAACGUGGAAUGAGAAGGAGCUCGAUAGCCUCAUGGCGAAUGCAGACAAAAACGACGACGGAUCACUUCAGGUCAGUGAGUUUGUGGACUGGCUCUUCGGAUCAGGCCUGAAGGCCUGA
This is a messenger RNA of Symbiodinium natans, 1599 nucleotides long. Lineage: Eukaryota; Dinophyceae; Suessiales; Symbiodiniaceae. The record is from the annotation of a GenBank genome assembly.